Molecule: messenger RNA, 1652 nt
Organism: Chelonia mydas (Green sea turtle)
Lineage: Eukaryota; Metazoa; Chordata; Testudines; Cheloniidae
Gene: TMEM220
Product: transmembrane protein 220
Exons: 6
Coding region: 79-576 (165 amino acids)
Source: RefSeq, a predicted model, not a curated record
GGACCGAGCCCCGCCCCGUUAGCCCCGGGUCCGAGCCGGGCCCGCCCAGGCGAGGUGGAGCUCGGCGCGGCCUGCACCAUGGCGGGGAGCGGCGCCGGGCCGGGCCGCCUGUGGAGACUCUGCAACCUGCUCAUGGCCGCCUUCUUCGGGCUGGCGGCCGCCGUGCAGAUAAAUGACCCUGAUGCAGGACUGUGGAUAGUGGUCUACAUUGUACCUGCUGUCCUUACGCUGCUUGUUGGCCUUAAUCCGUCAAUUACAGAUAAUGUCAUCUGGAGGAGCCUGUCAGAUCUGCAUUCUGCUGCUUGUUUAGUUGGAACCGUUGCCUUGGGGUGCUCUUUGUUCGCUUAUGCAAAAAGUAACAUCUUGCAUGAAGAGGAAGGAAGGGAGUUGUUUGGUCUGGUGAUUAUUACAAUAUGGAUGAAUCUUUGCCGCAAUUCAGCAAAAAAUCCCCUGGGUGGAAUUCGUCUGAUGGUCGCAAUUUCUCUCUCGCUCUUCCCCUUUGUAACAUGGCUUUACAUUUACAUGAACUCAGAGAUGCGAUCAUCCUGGCCAACUCACUGCAAAACUGUGAUUUAACCAGGCAGGAACACACACACACAAUAAAUAUUCAAACAGCUAUUUGCCUUCAGCUUUCAGUUCUCAGUUGAAAACUGGUAUCAGAACAACAGGAACUGCAACUAUGGCCCAAGAGCACGUUGUUGCCUCAAACAGCACGGUUUGAGAUUUGUUAUCAUCAUUAUCCAUCCAUCUCCUCUUUCCAUGGACCAACCUGUGGAUUUCAAACUGUGUCCUUCAUGUAGUGAUGACACCACAGCCCCUGUAUCACUGUCUCCUCCAGUACCACAAUGAACAGGAGCAGGGGCAGACUAGAUCCUGGUAAAUAUGUGCCCUUAGUGUGGAUGAACAAUUGUACAGCAGCGUCUGCUAGGAACUCCUAGAAAGGACAGAAGCAUUCAAAUGUGAUCCUCUCUUCCUCCCUCAGGGCCUGCAGGUGAGCAGCCAGACUCUUAUGGGCAGUGAUAUCAAUGGCUGCUGGGAGACCUGAAACAACUAGCAGGGGUAGCUGUUCUGUCUGUUUAGUCAAUGAGAAGAGCUCAGUCUCUGCCAUACCUAGGCUGAAAGUGGACAAGGAAUUUAGAAGGUUUUUGGAGAACUGCAGAGUUGCUUCUCAGCUGAAUCACAAAUUUCUUAGAAAUCUUCUCCACAAAUUAUUAAAGGUGUCAAGUAUGGCUGUUGUGGUCUUUAUUACUGACUGAUGGGCCAGCGAAGACAUGGGACUAUGGGAAGGAUUGACAGGUACUAUGGUCCAGUGGCUAGGACACCAGCCUAGGAGUCAGAGGCCUGCAUUCUAUUCCCAACUCCACCACUGACCUCCUGUGUGACCUAAACCAAGUCAUUACACCAAGCUGUUCUUUUAUUUCCCUUCCUACCCUUUAUCUGCUUCGUCUGUUACGGAGGCAUCAAUUGCAGUUUCAUAGUUAAGGUUAAGUUUGGUUUUGUAUUAAAAGCAGGGAUUCAGCCUUUGUGUAUGACAAAUACAGUAUGUCCUCUCCAAGCUUAAUCAUUUGCCCUUUGAAUACAGAAUGACUUUUCUAAGUAUUUAUGAGUAAUUAUGUUAGAGUUAAAAUUAAAUGGGUAUUUUUAGAAAUUUA